This is a messenger RNA of Trametes versicolor FP-101664 SS1, 2019 nucleotides long. RefSeq lists its product as uncharacterized. Lineage: Eukaryota; Fungi; Basidiomycota; Agaricomycetes; Polyporales; Polyporaceae. The coding region runs from base 1 to 2019 and encodes 672 amino acids. The transcript is spliced from 3 exons. The record is from RefSeq and is a predicted model, not a curated record.
AUGUCUGCAGCUGCGUUCCAGCAGCUUCCCCCGCACAUCUGGGAGUACGUAUGCCGUGAGCUUAUUGGGCCGGAGGACGAUAUAUGGAAUACUCGUGAAAACCGCAUAGGUUGUGGCACACUCGCUGCCCUCGCGAGGACGUGUAAGUCGCUUCAUGGUCCCUCGUUGAAUGUGCUGUGGCACACCAUCCCCGAUAUCUUCGUCUUCUUCUACGCCCUGCCCCGCACUUGUUAUCGGAGGGAACAGAUCUAUGACGGGCAUUUCCACGAGGGGCACGAAUACUUCAGCUUCAAAGAACCGGUACAACGCCUGGAUCUUAUCCGCUUCUUUGCCAAUGCCCACCGCGUCCGAGCUGUGAAGGCGUAUGUGUGGCACAUUCCUUAUGAGGUGUCCCGAUAUCAAGCCGCGCCGUCCGCAUAUGAUUUCUUGUCCGAAGUCCUGCAGUCUCAACCGCUUCUGCCCAAUGUACAGGUCGUCCAGCACUAUGCGCUUGACUCAGAAGACUAUCCCGAAAUCUUGCGGUCCCUCCAUAUCCUCUUCGGCCCGCAGCUACAUACCUUGCACAUCCUGGGUCGCGCACUCGGACGGUUUCCUCCCCUCCCGGACAACCUACCUCUCCUCGACAAAGUCGACUCGGAGGACAUGAUCGCCAGCUUGUUCUCCAAGGUCAAAGACCUCUCUCCAGGACUUCGCGAGCUCAAUGUACUUUUGGACCCAUCUAGCCGUGUCAUUGUUGCGGCCGUGUCGUCCAUGAUUUGCGGCUUGAGUCACCUCACUACCGUCGAGCUCUCGCCCGAACACUUUCCGAUCACCCCACUAAUGUUUGUCCACCUCGCACUUCUGCCUAAUCUCCGUGUUCUCCGCUGCAGCUCUAACGACAUGUUCUGGAAAGAGCAUGACUUCGGACCCCUCCCCUACGCCCUACCCGGUCGCACCUUCCCCAUGUUGCAGGUACUCAGGCUCACGGCACCCACUUUGCACUUGCCCGCUCAAUUCCUGCGGUUCGUCAUGUCGCCCACCUUCGCCGAAUUCACAGUCACUGCGACCGCCAAAGUUCCGCGGCGCGAAAUCCGGCCACUGUUCUCCGCCCUCGCCGCGCUUCCUUCGCGCGAUACAUUCCGUACGCUCUCCGUCAAUGUCGAGAAGGUGGUGCGCAGCGACGAGCGCACAGACAUCGCUCCCUCGCCGAUCUGCAACAAGACGCUUUUCCCGCUCUGGGGCUUGCGCAAUCUCCGCGAUCUGUGUCUCGAUAUACACUGCCCAUUCGACGUUGACGACGCCUUGCUGUGCAAGAGGAGCAGGUCCUGGUAUUACAUCACGCGCCUCUACCUGAACACCAGCGCCCCUUGGGGCGUUUACGGAUGGGAUGCGCCUGUCGAGGAUCCUUCGGACAGUGUCAACACCUCCACCACACCGGCGGUCAAUACCAGCGACGAGGCCGAGAUGGGGGUAAACGGGGACGACGGACACCUCGGACACGCGAACGAAGACGGAGAGGCUGUCGAAGAAGACGCGGAUGGAGCUGAUGACACCCGCACGGGUCCCAUGCCCGCAGGCUGGCGUAAACCGCGCGCGACGCUCCCCGGACUGGUACGCUUCAUCGCCGACUGCCGCUACCUCGACAGCCUCGGCGUCGAAGUGAACGCAGACACCUCCUUCAUCGUCGUGAGCCCACGCGCGCGCCGCCCUUGGCUCGGCCGCAAACCUUACCCCACUCUCAGCUGCCUCGCGCUGGGGCUGUCCCCCAUCGACGACCCGUAUGCCGUGGCGGCCUACCUGUCGCAUGCGCUCCGCGACAUCAAGGAGGUGGAGAGCUCUUGGCUGUCGCUCGAGCCGGAUGUGCCUGAACACAUCCAGCCGAUCGAACGGGAGUGGUGGUCGUGGGCGCGCAAGCAGCGUGUCCGCUGGGAGAUGGUCCCGGCCGUUCUCCCGUCCUUUGCGGGGAUUCGCGUGCAGGAACACCGAUGGAGGAUACGUCGGAUGAAGUUGGCGUGGGAGACCCGACAUUACGAUCGGUAA